UUCAGUUUCUUUAAUGAAUGUGUUACUCUUACAGAUAACUUGCCCUGGAGUGCUGCUGAAAGACAAAGAGGAACUUUAUCUCAGUGUCUCUGUACUUGGGCAGUACAAAAAAACUCAAUGUGUCCCUGCAGCAUUUCCACUCUUCUUUCAAGAAAAACUAGUCUUUGAAAAGACAUUUGCUGAUAUAGUUGAUCCUGGAGACCUUGUGGAGUUACUGGAACUUGACACAGCAGUACUUGAACUAAUACAGCUCGUUCCUCCAGUAGGAAAAAUUCUAGCUACAUAUGAAGAAAAUACAAGAGAUUUCCUGUUCCCUGACCCUAAGCUUACCCGUGGGCACCAUGGUUUAGAUCGUGAGAUUUUAAUGAAGAGGUCCUCUUCUUUUACAGGAAUUGCACCAAAAUUGAGAUUUUCUACAAGCUCCCUUAUUAGAGAAUGUCUGUUAAGCUCAGGAAGGAGUCACAUACAGGGUGAUUCGAAUUGGGUGGGUCACUCAACCCCAAAUGGAAAACUGCAAACAAAGUUACCAAAGAAAAAUACUCUUUCACCUGAGAAAAGCAGGCACAGCUUAACAACAAAGAACUACGAGCAGCCUACAAUAGCUUCUAAAUCACGUUCUCCAUCUCCAUACACAAAAAGACGAAUGUGUGAGCUAUCAGAAGAAGCCAGGCAACGACUGGCCCAUUUAAACCUUGGUCCUUAUGAAUUCAGAAGAGAAACCAAUAAACCUCCAUUUGUAGUUAGACGGGUUGAACAACCAAGUCCUGGUACUAAACUUCAUAGCUGGUGUCCCACACAAGAAAGCACAGUGGCAGCCUGGACCAAGGCAGACCAUGAUCUUUCUCUUCUUGGCAGCUACAGACCUAAGAAAGCUGGAGUUGUGUUGUGUCCCCCCAUCCCUCUGCUCCCCAGUGUGAAAGUAGAUUUCAGUAGUAGUCAUUGUUGGAGAAUGCAGAUAGCUGAGCUACAGGCAAAAUCUACUCAUGGAAAAGACUUUGACAGUUCUGACGUUUGCAGUAAGGACGGGAUCUCAGAUCCACGCAACAAACAGUCCCAUUCUGCUGGUUUAUUAGAGCGUUCAGCACCUCCAGCAUUUCAGAAGCAUUCUCUAAGUUCUGUGCUAAAUCGAUCUUCUCUAAGGGAAAGAUUUAGCUCUGGUUGGCCUUCACCAGCAAAUGGAGAUGAGAUCCAUAAAAGAGUGAAAAAUAUUUUAAGGACACACAGUGCUAGACAGCGCCUAAUAUUUGAUGAGAGUAACACAUCAAAAGGAGACUUGACUAAGACAAGAGAAUCUUCACAUAAAGUGCCCUUAUCCAUGAGUGAAUUGCAGAGCAGUUCACGAGUGCAGAAGAACACAACUGAUCACUUGGAUAAUGGUGAAUAUUGGUCUAGUCGUGCAGCUGUAUACAAAGGGAAGCCUCACAGAGCAAUCUUUGAAGAGAGUCUUGAGAAAAUAUAUAGAAACAUGUACCGAAAAGCUUCUGGCACCAUUUCAGACUAAAAAAACGCACUCCUGAUAGCAAUUAACCUGGAAACGCACAGUACACACUGUUUAUGUUCGUAAUGAAACCUCUUU
Messenger RNA from Antrostomus carolinensis (chuck-will's-widow), 1576 nucleotides. Its product is annotated as spermatogenesis-associated protein 6. Gene Ontology annotation, biological process: spermatogenesis; motile cilium assembly. Gene Ontology annotation, molecular function: myosin light chain binding. NCBI's taxonomy places the organism in Eukaryota, Metazoa, Chordata, Aves, Caprimulgiformes, Caprimulgidae. The record is from RefSeq and is a predicted model, not a curated record. Gene Ontology annotation, cellular component: sperm head-tail coupling apparatus.